ACUUGGAAGCACGGCACUGCGACACUCACAUUUCCUUCGGCGACUUGUUCUCGUGUCGAAUCCGCAUAAAUAAGGUAGAUAGAUGAAUAGACGCCACAGCUCAACAGCCGAGCCAUUGCGAAUCGACAGAAAGAAGAGUGUAGCGGAACAUCUUUUGGAAGUAGUUGUGUGGGUUUCGUCGUAAAGAGGCCAGGAGGGUGAGUAUAGACGACGGAUUGUUGGGUGUGCGGGGUGUGAUUGAUCCUCGUGAGGUGAUGCGUUGAUUACCUCGUCACGUCGAGAAAGUUUCUGGGGGGUUGGAGAUCGUGGAUGUUGUCAUUGGGAAAACCACACGUAGAAAUUUUGAGUUUGGAAGAGAUUUUCUUUUAAGAGGAAGGCUACUGCAAAGGUGUGCUAAGUUGGUUGGUGAAUUUUGACGACGUAGUUCUUCAGGAUUGAAGAGGAUGGUGCUUUCCACGGGAUGAGUCUCAUUCGGUGUGGAUCUUUGAAGAUGGGUUCCUCAGCAUUUGGGGAAUGUUGGGGUUGCAGGUUUGAUUACCUCGCAAGCCGCUUGAAACAUCGGGUGGAAGUGGUAGUGAAGUCUGUUUUGGUAACAACCAAGGAGGGCUUCUAGAGGCCGGAUUUUUUCGACCAGGAGCUGUAAUGUUAUUGGGUUAUAGAGGCUAGGAUUCACAACACACCACUCUAACACACACACACACACAAUGGAGCUGGAUACGAGAGACGUAUCCGCCGGUCCUGCACUAAGUCAUUUAGAGAGCUUCAAGUCCCGUGCUUCUUACUUAUUUAAAGACAGUCUCAAAAUUGCACGUAUUGCGUUGGUGGACGUUAGCACUGCAGAAUUAAUGACGGAGGAUGCUACGAAUGCUGAUGACUGGGGUCCGACAACAAAAGCCAUGGCGGAUAUUUGCAACGCUACGAGCAACUCUGAGGAUUAUCUGCGAAUAGUGCAGGUUCUUCAUAAGAGGUUUGCGCUUAACACCACAAAGCACUGGCGACAAAUCCACAAGUCGUUGAUUCUUCUCGAAUAUCUACUUAGUCAUGGCCCCGAGCACUUAGUCGUGGAGUUUCGUCAAGACAGGGGCCGGUUGGAGGAAUUUGCACGUUUCGAUUACGUGGAUUGGACAGGGAUUGAUAGGGGCUCGCCUAUCCAACGAAGAGCCAAACGCAUACUCCACUUGCUACGCGACGAAAUCGCAUACAAGGAGGAGCGCGCACGAGCUCAGAAAAUCUCUCGAGGCAUUCUCGGGUUCGGCAGCCAAUCGUUCUACCACAGAUCUCGUCCGGAAUCUCUCGACACCUUUCCUUACAGCAGAUCAACGUCUUCAAUCCCAGAAAAGCAUGACCCAUCGUUACAGAUUGUUCGUGACAAGCACAAAUCCAGCAGUGGAAGCAGCACGCCAGUCACAUACUUGAAAGGCGAUAUAUCAUCGCCGGAGUGGCGAAACUCAGCUGCCAAUUCGCCAACAUCGGUCUUGCCAUUCAACAGCGAUUCACCUAUUCACGACAUGAUCAGAUUCGACGAUGAAAUGCAACCGUCGACUCCUCGCGAAGUGAACCCAGUAGCCACAACUCCUCCUUACUCGGACGCGAACGCAUCGCCGCGGCUCCGGAAGCUGCCGCCGCCGCCGCCAGUGGCAGUGUACAAAUGCGUGACGGCAGCGCCACAAAAUGCCUCGCGGGUGCGGCAGACCACACCGCGGAGCCCUAAACCCGUGCCUGCUUUGCCAGACUUGAUCGCCAUUUAAUUGUGAGAAAAUCAAAAAAACUUUAUAGAAUGCUUCCUGAUAAUUCCUCUACGCGGCUCCACUUGUACAUAUUUGAAUCUAUUAGACGUGAUGCUUCUUUGCCUCAAGCACUGAUUGCAACGAAGGUCCAUUGUAAGAUGACCCCACAUCAUAAAUAUAUCUAUAUAUCUAUCAAUCAAUUAUUCAUAUCA
Messenger RNA from Physcomitrium patens, 1939 nucleotides. The record is from RefSeq and is a predicted model, not a curated record. Lineage: Eukaryota; Viridiplantae; Streptophyta; Bryopsida; Funariales; Funariaceae.